CCACUACUUGUUCUUGUCUUGCCGUCAGGUCCAGUCAUACAAGAUGGAGCCUGCGUCCUCGCGUGCUUCGUGUCUGACGAGUUGUUGAGCACACACCAUCCGUCAUACAAUCAUUUUUUUUCUUUGCCUGUCCGCAGUGGGUUUCGAGUCAUAUUGACGUCUUUCUCUCUCUUUUCCUCCAUCCACUCUCCUUCUUGUUCCGUUUUUCUCGUGUUUUGUUUCUCAGUUCCUUUCUCCACGUCGUCCUUCCUUGUCCUUUGUUGCCUUUUCCUACUCUGUUCCCAAUCUUCUGUCGAUCGCAGCCUUUGUGUGCCUAGACGCCAGAUCUGUACCCGCUCUCUUUCAACCAUCUUUGGGUUUGCCUACGAGUGAGGCAACGCGGUAUUGAUACCGCAUUCUUAUUCAUAAUAUUCUUCGUAUCCUGUGGAGAGAGAGCGAGUCCGAGUUGAUAUCCCUACAUACAACGCCGCUCACUGCAGAAUACCACGAUGCUCCCCAGUCUACGCAUAGCAGAUGUCGUACUGCUCCUCCUGAUCACCCAGACCACGCAGGCCGGCCCAUUAAGACGUGGUGAGAGGUAUUUCCGGAGGGAGUGGAACACAACGUACAGUCAAAGCAUUGCUGCUUCAUCAGAGAGUCUAUCACCCUCAAUAGAACUAAGCAGCUCUGUUGCCCCGCCAGUAACACAGCAAGACCAAGAUGGGACCACACCGACCCCAAUCUUCGUCACCCUCGACAGCUCAUCAACGAGAUCCCCAGCUGCAACAACACAGCCCGUGGACCAGAGUCCUUCUACAUCACCGGCCGAGUCUACCGUACAGACCCAGACGAUACCGGCUGCCACGUCGGCAGUCUUUCUGCCUCCCAUGGACAGCACAAUCUCCUUGCCGCCCCAACUCACCUCCGGCUUCAAGAAUAUAUCGUCCGUAGUACCUGGAAACACGGCCUCUGCUUCAGCUAUUGUUUCCCAGAGCCUGACAGUCACUCCCCAUCUCGGAGUAUCUCCCGGUGCCUCCUCUUCCGCUUCCCCGGGUACACCGCUGCAGUCAUCCCUUUCAUUACCGUUCCCCGUUCCAGGAGGAGAGACCUCGGUAGCAGAGUCUACAACCAUAGCCAUAGCAACUCCUUCGUCUCUCGCUUCCACAACAGCCACUGCAGCAUCAACAACUAUCCCAAACCCCCAACCCUCAGCAGAUACCCCUUCCUCCCUCCCCACAACACCAGCCUCCUCCUCAACCCCUUCAUCAACACUCCAACCCCAAGUCACAGGAACACCAAACAACCAAGUCCCCACAAUCCGCACCUCCACUCCAGCCGCGACAGCAACAAUCUCCCCCGCCGUGGCAGCGAACAAUCUCGCCUCUGCAAAGACAUUCAACACCCUCUUCGCCUCUCUGACGGAGCAAUCCGCCUGCACGGCCGGCCAGAUCGCCUGCGUCAAGGGCAACGUCGGUAUCUGCGGGGCCAACGGCGCGUUCGCGAUACAGAGUUGCGGGACCGGGACUUCGUGCUUCGCGCUGCCGAUGACGACGACGGAGGGUGUUAUUGUCGGGUGUUAUGAUCCCCAGGUUGCGAGCCAGAUCCUGGGCACGCCGGUUUCUGCGUCUGCGUCUGUGCCUGGUUCGGCGGCUACGACUACGACUGCGGUGCCAGCGCCGCCGCCGGCCUCUUCUGACCUCGGAUAUGAGAGUACUGUCACAAUCACGCCGACUGUGAUUGCGACGUACACCAUCUCGGUGACCGCACCAGGUGCUCCGGAAACGACUUCCGCAGUUCAGGCCCCCGGUUUCACGACGACCGUAUUUGUCACCCAGACCAUGGCCCCUGCUCCCGCGCCCUCAUCGACAGCAGCAGAAGGAGAAGACUCAUCCACCACAUCAACUUCCGUUCGUAAGACGCGCACUUCCACAGUGGAAGAAGAGACCUCAAAGUCCAGUCACUCCCGCACAACCAAAUCCACCAUCGUAGAAUCAUCCACAGCAGAACCCACAACAACGAAGGUAGCGAGCUCGACAACAACCAAAGCAAGCAACCCCUCAACACUAACCGGGACGUUCACCGACACCCUCAUCGUGAACCCCAUCCCGACGGACGCACCCUCCGUCGCCGCGGACGCGCCGAGCCCAAUCACGACGCCGAAACCCCUUUCCAUGCCGGCCAUCGGUGCUCAGCAGGGUGUGUCCGUCUUGACGGUGUUUGUGACUGUCACCGAGAAAGAGAAGGAGACUGUCACUGUUACUGUGACCAGGAACUAAAGCGGAGGGCCGUUGGGAAGAGCUGGGAGUCAAUACAUUUUGUGCCAUCAAAUUUACGUACCUAAUCUUGGGC
Messenger RNA from Colletotrichum scovillei, 2328 nucleotides. RefSeq lists its product as uncharacterized. The record is from RefSeq and is a predicted model, not a curated record. The transcript is spliced from 3 exons. NCBI's taxonomy places the organism in Eukaryota, Fungi, Ascomycota, Sordariomycetes, Glomerellales, Glomerellaceae. The coding region runs from base 489 to 2255 and encodes 588 amino acids.